Molecule: messenger RNA, 672 nt
Organism: Spodoptera littoralis (African cotton leafworm)
Lineage: Eukaryota; Metazoa; Arthropoda; Insecta; Lepidoptera; Noctuidae
Source: the annotation of a GenBank genome assembly
AUGAACGUUAUGAGAGGCCAAAUAAAAAUUAGUCCGAAUAAUAUGGCAGCACGCGUGAACUUGCUAACGGAGAUUGAAUCUGGCGGGUUUACCAGAGUUAUUGCACCAAAACCAAAAGCAGACAGGCAACCUGCUACCAAGAUUGUGCUCAAAAACGAAACUUACGGAGAAUCCACCGACGCUAUAGCUGAUGAGAUAGCAGAUUGCAUCGGUAUCAAACCAAAAGCAAUCAAACCACUUGGAAGAGCAGGGAAAAUACAUCUCCUCCUUUUUGAUGGUACACACAAAUCGAGAGAUAUCAUGGAGAAUUUUAAACGCUCAGAAAGAAAAUUCUUUUGUGCCCCCUCCAUCAAGGUUGAACCAUUUAGAGAAAAUCCGAAGCACAUUAUACAGUGUAAGAAGUGCUAUGCUUUUGAUCACUCGAAACAAUCAUGCUACGGCAAACAAGAGGAACCACAGAUCAUUAUUACUACUCCGGAGGGCACUACAACGAAAGUCUGCAGAAAUUGUAAAGAAGAAGACCACGGAGCGAACAACGCAAGCUGCCCUGUAUUCAAAAAAAUUAUAGCCAGGCAAAUUGAACAAGCAGAGGCUAAACAAACAAAGAAAGAGGAGAGAAUUAAACGCUCAGUGGUACGUGAGCGUGAAAACAAGAUGGCGGCCGUAGUUUAA